AUGGUAACGGAAUGUUAUCAACAUUUAUAUAAACCUAACGAUGAAGUGGAUUCUUAUUAUGAGACUCUUAGUCAAAAGCCUUUGGAUAAUACGGGCUUUCAGCGUAAUACAGCAGUUUAUUGGACUUUGCAAAAUCGUAGGCCUGUUAAGCCACAACCCCAAUCGGCCACAAGUCGUGAUGAUUUGUAUGCUACACCCAUUAAAAGGUCCGAAAGAUUGGCUCGUGCUCAACAGCAGCAGCAACAGUUGCCACAACAUCAGCAGCAGCCAGAAAACCAACAGCCGCAGCAGUAUGUCAUGAUUAAUAAAGCUAAUUCUGCUAGUUCUCUCAAUACCACAUCAAGUCUCUCGCCGGUGGUUCAGCGUAAUCGUUCGACAUUUUUAUGUUCUACUCCUUUGAGAGCGGGUGGCAAUAGUGAUUCUCAAUUACCGGCUGAUAAUAUACCAGCCAAACAGCCCACUUCACGUUUACGCAAUUGGGAUGAUAAUUCUCCCGAACGUUUGAAUACUUGUGCCGAUCGCAUUGGCCAAAGCAAGACCAGUCUAAUGGACUUUAAAAAAUUACUAUUGGCCAAAUCGGUUAAGACUAGCACUGUGCCCAAGAAAAUAUCUGCCGUAGAAUUGUUAAAGAAAUCCAACAGCGGCCUGCAGUCACCUACUAAAACGACCGCUAAUAAUGCCACAAGCAGCAAUACAAACGGCUCAACGGCUGCACAGCAAUUAAAUUCUAGCAUGAAAUUAUUAGAUUUAAGUGGUUCGCCAAAAACAUUUGCCAAUCGUAGAAUGCUAAGACAAGGACAAUUUGGUUCUCCUUCCAAGACAUUUGUGCCCAAAAUGAAAUCAUCACCAGCCAACAAUUGGCGCUCAAAUUCUGUGCAACGUACCGACAUAAUGUCCACCACCAUACCAGAGGCCAAUAGUGAAGAAGAUCACAAUUCAGCCAAUUCUUCUCUUAACUCUUCCACAAAUUCUUCCACACCUUCUUCUCAUCCCGAUAAAAAUGCUUCCCAUGAAAGUCUCGUUGAUACGGAGAGUUUAAAUUUGAAACGCAACAUUUUCUUGCAAACCGAAGAGAAUAAUUUUAUGCGCGGUGAAUUGAGAUCAAGUUUUUCCGCACGCAACAAAGCCGACAGCAAUAAAUACGUCACCGGGCCCUUGUCACCCUUGCGCAGUACAGCCCAAGUUUCACCCAUAUUAACAACAGGCUCGGCCUCUAACUCAACUACAAAUACUGCUACUGCAGCCGCAGCGCUGCCAACAGCAGCUGUAGCUGCUUCUAUAACAAAUAUGCCAGCUUUAGAAACCGCAUUAUAAAUCACUCUUGAUUCGUUCGAAAUAAAUUCGAAAUCUCUCUAGUAAACAGCCAGUAAACAUUUAUAGCAUUUAUAUUAAAAACAAAAAUCAAUAAUUGAAACAAAAAUUCUAUUACGGUAAAACAGCAAUUUGAAAAUUAAGACAAAAAUUAUAAAUUAUAGCAAAACAAUCAAAUUAUAUACACAAAACUAUAAUUAAACAAAAAAAAAAAACUAGUUAGCUUUUUUCGCUUUUAAUUAAAUAUUUUUGUUUUUUAAUUAAAAAAAAAAAACUAUUAAAAAAAAAAAAUAUAUAGAAAAACAGUUUAUGGGGAAAAGCUAUAAGAAAAAGAUGAUAAAUUUUGUAAAAUUUAAACAUAAUUUUAUUUUUGAAAAAUAUGUAUUUCGAAAAUAAAAUUGUUUGCUUUUUAAAUGUUUGUAAUCUCUUAAUAGUGGCACUUUGUAACAGAUCAGAUCAUUUCAAUUUUAAGUUGUAUUUUUAAAAUAUUUUAAUGAAAUAUUUCUUAAAAGUUUUUUAAAAUCAAUUUUUUUUAAUUAAAUUUUAAAAUAGAGAGAUUUUAACAAAACAUUUGUUAAAAAUCUUUAAUAGAACCAAGUAAAAUUUUCUGUCAAUUAAACAAAUAUAAAUUGACAAUAUUUUUUAAACAAAAUUUUUUGCAAAUUUAUCCUCUUUUGGUCCCCCCUGGCAAUUAAAAUCAACAAAAUGUUAGAUAUUCCUUAUUAGGAAACCAUUUUUUUUAAUACAAAUAUCAUAAUCAUAGCUUAUUUUAAUAUUAUACAUAAAAAAUAUUGUUUAAAAAAUUAAAUUAUUAUAAGUUGUACAUUUGUUUAAGUAUUUUUUUCGCAACUAUUUUUAAAAUCAAUUAAUUAUGAGGCCUAUUUAUUGCAUUAUUUACUAAGUUUGAGUUUUUUUUCUGUAAAUUAUCUUUAUUUUUCUUAAAAUUAACAACAAAGUCUUUAUAGUUGUUUCGAAAUUAAAAUAUUUAAUUUACUUUUACUUACACUUACAUUUUACUAUAUAAUCAGUAUAAACAAUUUGUUCAAAAACUAUUCAGAUACACAAUAAUUUAAUUUUAUUUUCAGCUAUUAUUUAUUUGUUUAAUUUAAACUUAUAUUUGUUUAAUGUUUCUUCUUUUUUCUUUAUUAAUUUUCAAAUAGUUUUUUUUUUAUUAAUUAAUAAUAUUGUUUUAAGGAUUUAACAUAAAAGUAAUAAGCAUUUAAAAGCAAAACAAACAAGCAAAACGAGAAGCAAAUAAACGAAAUAAAUAAAAAUAAAAUAAACAAAAUCAUGUUGUUUUAAUUCAAUAAAAAAAUCUUUAAUUUUUAAUAAAUUUAACAUUACAUACUUUCCUUCAAAUUUAAAUUUUAGCAUUUUUCUUUCAUUAGCGAUUUUUAGCCUUCACGGCAACAAUGACUGCAAAUGUGGGGAUUUGUUCCCAAAUUGGGGAUUUCAUGUUU
This is a messenger RNA of Lucilia sericata (common green bottle fly), 2771 nucleotides long. Its product is annotated as myb-like protein P. The record is from RefSeq and is a predicted model, not a curated record. NCBI's taxonomy places the organism in Eukaryota, Metazoa, Arthropoda, Insecta, Diptera, Calliphoridae. Bases 1 to 1314 code for a protein of 437 amino acids. The transcript is spliced from 2 exons.